Molecule: messenger RNA, 777 nt
Organism: Pongo pygmaeus (Bornean orangutan)
Lineage: Eukaryota; Metazoa; Chordata; Mammalia; Primates; Hominidae
Product: translationally-controlled tumor protein-like
Exons: 5
Coding region: 1-777 (258 amino acids)
Cellular component (GO): cytoplasm
Molecular function (GO): calcium ion binding
Source: RefSeq, a predicted model, not a curated record
AUGGCAUCCACUUGGAUAAUUCCGAUGCUGUCAGUGCAUCUGGCAACCGUAUUAACACGCCCCUUGCCGCACCGUAUCAACCAGAACCCUGAGCUGAGUGCCUUAAUUGGCUCCAGCUCCAUCCUCACCUUCUCAUUCUUGCUGCUUCCUCUCAUCCUGGAGGACUGUAUUGUGACGGAAAGGAUUAUCAGCUUCUACCAGUUUAUCAGCUCCGAGUUCCGGGCUCCUCCAAGGCAGCCCCACUGGUCGUCUCCCUUUAGCUACCAUCAGCCGCCAUUGACCUCGUCAGCCGUGAUCAGGUGUGUUCACGAGAUCCGGGAGAUCCCAGACUGGCUGUGCCUAGAAGUGGAGGGGAAGUUGAUCUGUAGGAGAGAAGGUAACACUGAUGACUCGCUCAUUGUUGGAAAUGCCUCCGCUGAAGGCCCGGAGGGCAAGGGUGCGGAAAGCACAAUAAUGGCUGGUGUUGAUACUGUCAUGAACCAUCACUUUCAGGAAAGUAGCUUCACCAGAGAAGCCUACAAGAAAUACAUCAAAGGUUACGUGAAAUCAAUCAAAGGCAACCUUGAAGAACAGAGACCAGAAAGAGUAAAACCUUUUAUGACAGGGGCUGCAGAACAAAUCAAGCACAUCCUUAGUAAUUUCAAAAACGACCAUUCUUUCUGUAUUGGGGAAAGCAUGAAUCCAGGUGGCAUGGUUGCUCUACUGGACUACUGGGAGGAUGGUGUGACUCCAUAUGUGAUUUUCUUUGAGUAUGAUUUAGAAAUGGGAAAAUGUUAA